Molecule: messenger RNA, 4926 nt
Organism: Puntigrus tetrazona (Sumatra barb)
Lineage: Eukaryota; Metazoa; Chordata; Actinopteri; Cypriniformes; Cyprinidae
Gene: nr2f5
Product: nuclear receptor subfamily 2, group F, member 5
Exons: 5
Coding region: 2911-3738 (275 amino acids)
Biological process (GO): regulation of transcription by RNA polymerase II; cell differentiation; anatomical structure development
Molecular function (GO): RNA polymerase II cis-regulatory region sequence-specific DNA binding; zinc ion binding; nuclear receptor activity
Source: RefSeq, a predicted model, not a curated record
CCGACGGUGCUUGAUCGCUGCGUGCGCUUGGAAAAAUGCAGUUUAAAAAAAAACUGCAGUAGCGGAUAAACUUGAGCAGAAAUGUGAAACGAUACAAUGUAGUUGAAGCUGGAUAGCACCAUAUAAAAAACAAAACAAAACAAAAACAAACCAUGCUCUUAAUGGUUCGUUAGUGGGUUUUAGUUGUCUACAUAAAUAGUUAAGUUGCUUGGCUAUAUGGAUCUUCAAAGAUAAAAAAAAAAAAAGUUAGUUUGUUCUUUAAGUAGCAUGAGUUUCCAAAAAGAUCCAUCGCUUUGGUUCUAAAUGGAACUUUUAUUUUUCCACAAAAAAGUUUAGUUGCUACAAUUAUUGUUACAAGUGUAUAAUAAUACGGACUAGUAAUCAUAAAGGAUCUCUUUCAAACAGCAUACUUAUCUAAGGUGACAGAUCUAAAGUUUUCACCUAGAACCAUAAAGGGGUUCGAGGGCAAAGUUCGUCAAAGAACUGUUUACUCUAUUGUUCUUUGCAAAGCGUGUAACUUUAGGAGUGCUUUUGAGAACCCAGAAUCAUGUGCUUAUGGGAAGAACCUACAAUGUUACAUCAAACACUUCUGCUCAGAGAACUCUCUUUAUCUCCAGUGUCUACAGCAAAAUCAAAAAGUCGUUUGUAAGUAUAAUAAACGUAAGAACCGUUAAUGAGCAUUUGUUUUAUGAGUACGCUGAUGGGAAAGAUUUAGAUUUUUUCUUCAGUAUCUGCUUAAAAGCUCAUUGCAGCUUUAUUGCCAUUUACAAUGCACCUAUUUAAUAAUUAUUUGGUUUAAAAUAUAAUUCAGAAUUUGACUAAUCUCAACCGUUUGCUUUCAAUUGCCCAUAUAACAUUCGACAGCAACAUGACUGUUUUUGUUUUUCUACAAAUGAAACAAAAAAUUCCUUCUUUGCACCAUUAAAAUGCAUUUUCUCGAGUAUGAAUACUAAUUUGUGGCAAAAGCAUUUUAAAAUGAGUUGAAAUUAUUAGGUCUUUUUGUGAUAACUGCCAGAUUCCUCAUUCAUUUGGGUUAUGAAAAUUACUGCAGGGAAAAUUCAUUUAGUCAUCUUUUCAAAACCUCUUCAUUCUCUUUGUCUGUUGACCUUCAUGCUGAAUCUUCAUAUUAGAAGAUAGCUUCAAUAACAAAUAAGUCCAUAAUAUUGUGUAGCCACUUUUACAUUUUGACAUGCCUUAGUGGCCUGUUGAAUUAGAAACGAUCAACAUCUAGUUUUUCGAUGCAUGGUGGAGACAAAUUAAUGAAAGUCCUAAGAGCUGAAAAUCCCAUUAUUCAUAAAAGAUGUAUGUUUGUAUAGAAUUGAUCAAUUCUAUAUUUUUUUUCAUGAAUUCUUUUGAUUACUUUUUUAAAGAAAAGCCUACAUCAGGCGGUUCUAUUGUAACCUACCCUGUAUGGCGCGACGAAUGUAUUUGAAACGAAAAUGCAAAAGCAUUGAAAUCGUGAGAAAUUGCAACCUUCAUGUUUUGCACUUUUAUUUGAACUUGUGAAAGCGUCAGACCCUUCGGGGCAGUUUAUUUAAGACAAAGUUUGCUUUAUCUGUCAUUCAUUCAUUCGAAUCAAUAACGUGCGUUUUUUCCUUCGCUCGGGUUGUUUUGCAUUUUGUUCAGACAAAAUAGAUGUAGACAGGAACACAUGCAGCCUCAAUUCUUUCCAUUCAUAAAUGAUGUCUUCUCUGAAUUAUGCAAUUCAGUCACUUGCAAAGAGAAGCACCUUGUACCGAGCUAUUACGGAUAAUCUGCAGUCGUAACACAGUUCGAACCAAACAAAUAAAACGCUUGGCUCAAAUACCGUGGACCUUGUGGAUGAGGUUUAUGUUCAGUAUUCACUUCUGAACGGCGUCUUGUAGCACUUGUGAAGAUUCCUUCCAAGGUUCAAACCGAUGCGGUCACAGACUUUGAUAAGUACAUAUGUAGAUAAAUUAAUAAAACGCAUAAAUAUUAUGAUGUAUUCGCAGUAUGGGAUACAGUUUCCGUCAGGGCUCCUCAAAACUGUGCAGUAUUUUACAUAAAGCAUUCAGAAGGUCUUUUCUGGCAGUGAAUGCAUGGACACACGUAAGUUUAGUAUGAGUGCAAAAUAAAUCUGAUUCUGUGCUCCUGUUUAUUACAUGUUAGAUUCAUGCAAGAUGGAAAUAUUAAUGUAUAGAGAUUUGGUAUUUACUUAACAAAUAGUACGUUUAUGAAGUUGGGGUUGAGUAGGUGCAAGGAUGAAGGAAGAACUGCCACAGGAGCGAGAAGCUCAUAUACUUCUUUGAUUAUCAGGAUUUAUGUUUAGAAAGAGACAGAUAAUGCCUUUGACAGAUCAUUGGUAGACUUGAAACUCUUGAACUUUUGCAUGGCUUGCUUGUUACGGAUGAGGUCAAACGCGUUUCUCUCUAAGGUUCUUUGUUUUCUGCAGCUCUCAGAAAUCCCACUCUCUCCUCCUACGAGUCCAUCACGUGCGUUUGGUAAUGAAUGGGGCAGAAUCACGCUGCCGGUUACACAGAUGCAUGUAUACGCAUCUACUUUUUAGUGCAGAUUUCAGAGAGAAUGGAUAAUGUGACCUUCUUGAUUAAAAAUAGAUGGUUUUACAGGCUGAUUCCACAUGAGGACCUUCUGGGGAUGUUCUGUGGAAGCUUCAAAGAAGCCAGAAGUGCGUCAAUUUUGAUGCAACUCAACACAAAGCUAAAUCUCUGUCUUUAUUUACUUAACCCAUAUGCUGUCAUUUUUUUUCUGAGAGAGCUUUUCUUCAUUCAUAAAUAAUGAAGAAUUACUAUAGGUUUGGAAUCUGCACAUAAAGGCUCAAAAAAGAGCAAUCAGGUUUCUAAAGCUUCUAUGGAUGUUAAAGAUUCUUCAUGGAACCAUCAACGCCAAUAAAGAACCUUUUUAAGAGUUAUAACUGUGCAAAGGGGUCGUAUGUCCAACUCGCAGACCAGUCCAGGACAGUACCUGAGCAACGGGAGUGACCCAUAUAAUGGGCAGCCGUAUCUCUCAGGCUUCAUCUCUCUGCUCCUACGGGCUGAGCCGUACCCCACGUCCCGCUAUGGAGCCCAGUGCAUGCAGUCCAACAACCUAAUGGGCAUCGAGAAUAUCUGUGAAUUGGCCGCCCGUUUGCUCUUCAGUGCCGUGGAGUGGGCAAAGAACAUCCCUUUCUUUCCUGACCUACAGCUGAUGGACCAGGUGGCGCUCUUGCGUAUGUCGUGGAGUGAGCUGUUCGUUCUAAAUGCUGCUCAGUGCUCUAUGCCGCUGCAUGUAGCGCCCCUGCUGGCCGCUGCUGGUCUACAUGCCUCCCCAAUGUCAGCCGAAAGAGUGGUGGCCUUCAUGGACCACAUACGUGUCUUCCAAGAGCAGGUUGAGAAACUGAAAGCCCUUCAGGUAGACACGGCCGAAUACUCCUGUCUGAAGUCCAUCGUGCUUUUCACCUCUGAUGCCAUGGGUCUAUCUGAUGUGGCCCAUGUGGAGAGCAUCCAGGAAAAGUCCCAGUGCGCUCUUGAGGAGUACGUGCGGAACCAAUACCCCAAUCAACCCAACCGAUUUGGCCGCCUAUUGUUACGGCUGCCCUCCCUGCGCAUUGUUUCUUCUCCUGUUAUCGAACAGCUGUUCUUUGUGCGACUGGUAGGCAAAACACCCAUCGAGACCCUGCUGCGGGACAUGCUGCUUUCCGGCUCCAGCUACAACUGGCCUUACAUGCCAGUCCAGAGAGACCGGCCCAUCUCACUCCAUUACAACGAGAACGGGCCCUGAUCCUGACCCCGCCCCUAUAAUCCAUAUCACACCCCCGCCACCAAGGGGUCAUGGCCAAUACAGAGAAUCUGUCAGCAAGCCACACCCCUUUCUGCCACAUCAUCACCUGCUCACUUACCUGAAGCACCAGCCAUUUGUUCAGUCAAUGGGAAUGGACCACAGCACUCGUACAAACACCGAACUGUUUCCUACAGAGGUUUUCUAUGAACGAGAACGUCUAUUCCUGAUUUUGACUCAACCAGAAGCCAUUAAAGCUGAUGCCAAAACUUUAGAACAGCUGUUAGAUGGACCUCGAAAAACCACUUGUAUUAAUGGGAGAGUCAAGAUUCUGUCUACAUGGUUGGGGGGUUGUAUUUCCCCCCAGAUCUAACUGAGAGAAGGGCAUGACUCUUGCAGGACUUGUUGGAGAGACAGCCAUUGCCAAAGUAGGACAGGCAACUGAACUCUCGGGAGCGUUUUGUGGAACUGAUGACUGAGGUGAAAUUUCGUUUGUCUUGUUGAUUUUUGCGUUUAGGUCUCUGAUGAAGUGGGAAGACUUGAAGAGGCACUUGAAACCAGCCAGAAAAACCCUCACUUUCCGUGCUUUUCUCAGCUGCAUCCAAAUACUCAGCACAUCUAGACAGAAUGUUGCCGUGUCAAGCACAACAUACGUCUUGUUAAAUACAGGUGUUUAUCUCCUGUAGCAUCAAGAAAAACACUAGGGUAAAAUAGGCUAUUCUGGGACAUUCGAGAACGAUGCAGCGAUCCAAGCCAACAAAGUCUAUGCUAAUGUUACCAUAUUCUAGCUGGGCUGUCAUACGAUGAAAUCUCAUUUGACUGUUUAAAGUGUUAAGGUGGCAGUCAAUCAUGAAAAAAUGACCCAGAUUACCCUAAUUGACCCGGCAAACUCAAGACCUCAAUUAUGCCAAUAGUCUGCCUUUGAUGACCAGGUAUAUUGUGUAGCAUACUGUAGGUUUCAUCAAAUAUUUUUGUUACUUUCUUGCUCAUUUAAAUAUGUUUAAACCCCGUUGUCACAUUUUAAACAUGGCACUACAGCUUUUAAGGCAGCAUUUGGAUAUAAAAGCCAUUGGGACCUUUAAAAGCAGGACCUGUUGUAUUAGUUCACAGAAUAUUUCUAUCAAAGUAUGUUUUCUGUAUUUUAGGUUUGGAGAAAUGAAUUAAUGAAAUAAAAGUCUGUCAUUCACAGAA